Dovyalis caffra is the source of this 1116-nucleotide messenger RNA. The record is from the annotation of a GenBank genome assembly. Lineage: Eukaryota; Viridiplantae; Streptophyta; Magnoliopsida; Malpighiales; Salicaceae.
AUGGAAGAGACUUGUCAAAAACAGUAUCUCCUUCAACAUCUUCUUUAUUUCCUUCUCUAUUUGUUAAUCUUCAUUGCUAAUAUUUCUAAAGCCCUAGCAAACCCAACAGCUUCGAAUAAGUCAGCUACGGCUGUUAUAGUGUUUGGAGACUCGACUGUCGAUCCUGGAAAUAACAACUAUGUGAAAACAAUUUUUAGGGCUAAUUUUCUACCUUAUGGAAAGGAUUUUGCAAACCAUGUCCCAACAGGAAGGUUCAGCAAUGGGCAGCUAACCACUGAUUUUAUCGCUUCCUAUAUGGGCAUCAAACAGUCUGUGCCUCCGUAUUUAGACCCUACUCUUAGCACUGAGGAGCUUAUGACAGGAGUUAGUUUUGCAUCGGCUGGCUCCGGAUUUGAUCCUCUUACACCAAAAAUAUCUAAUGUGGUGGACAUACCAAAGCAAAUGGAGUAUUUUAAAGAGUAUAAGAAAAGACUGGAGUCUGCAAUUGGAAAGCAAAAAACCGAAAAUCAUAUCAACAAGGCACUGUUUAUCGUCAGUGCUGGCACGAAUGACUUCGUUGUCAAUUAUUUUACUCUACCAAUGCGACGAAAAACCUACUCCAUCCCAGCUUACCAGCAUUUCAUCUUGGAAACAGCAAUUCAAUUCGUUCAGGAUUUGUUUGAUCAAGGAGCAAGAAGAAUCUUAUUCGUUGCGCUACCUCCAAUGGGUUGCCUGCCUGUUGUUAUCACCCUUUUUUCUGGUCAUGCCAUUUCCGAACGUGGUUGUAUUGAUUAUUAUUCCUCCGUUGGAAGAGAGUUCAAUAUCUUGCUCCAAAACGAGUUAAAUCUCAUGCAAACUCGAUUAGCAAGUCAUGGCGUUAAGAUCUUUACAAUUGAUGCGUAUGGAGUUAUGACCGACAUGAUCCAAGGGCAAGGAAGGUCUGCAUUUGACGAAGUAAACAGUGGCUGCUGUGGAACCGGGUACAUGGAGGCAGGACUCUUAUGCAAUCGGAAGUCAUUUUUGUGUCCUGAUGCAUCGAAGUAUGUAUUCUGGGAUUCGAUACAUCCAACUGAACAGGCAUACUACAAUGUUUUUAAGUCCAUUCGUCCUAUAAUUGAUAUCCUCAGCAGAGACUAA